Molecule: messenger RNA, 1362 nt
Organism: Didymella exigua CBS 183.55
Lineage: Eukaryota; Fungi; Ascomycota; Dothideomycetes; Pleosporales; Didymellaceae
Product: carboxypeptidase A1 precursor
Exons: 2
Coding region: 1-1362 (453 amino acids)
Biological process (GO): proteolysis
Molecular function (GO): zinc ion binding; metallocarboxypeptidase activity
Source: RefSeq, a predicted model, not a curated record
AUGAGGUUGAUCAGAUUGGCUCUAUUUGCUCCUCUGGUGGCGGCUUCGCCCUUUGGAGUAAACCGCGCAUCGACCCCACGAGACGGAGGUAUCAGCUACGAUGGCUACCACAUCUACAGCAUCACUCCAUAUUCUCCUCUUAACGCUCAAGAUUUAGCGAAACGCUUCUCUCGAUACCAUACGCAUCCGAUUCGAGACACUUUGUCCGUGGCCAUCCCCCCGGACGAGGUCGCUGACUUCGAAAACCUUGGACUGAACACACGCCUCGUGAACUCUGACUUGGGUGCUUCCAUCCGAUCCAUUGAUAGCAAGCCUGCUCCAUACAAACGAGCAUUGCACAAACGUGGAGAGCUGCCUGAUCUCUCUUGGUACCUCAGCUACCAUACCUACGCAGACCAUCUGGACUACUGGGACGACCUAGUAAGCGCGUUUCCAAAGAACUCGGAAAAGUUCUCAUUAGGAAAGAGCUACGAGAACAGGACCAUCAAUGCAUACCAUCUAUUCGGAGACAAGAAGAAGGGUGGUUAUGGGCCGAAGACGAAAGACGUACGGCAGAAACCUGUCAUCCUAUGGCAUGCGACUGUGCACGCUCGGGAGUGGAUCUCAACAAUGGUAAUCGAAUACCUCGCCUAUCAACUCAUUGACGGCUACAAAUCCGGCAACGCCAACGUAACCACCUUCCUGGACCACUAUGACUUCUACCUUGUCCCCUUCCACAACCCAGAUGGUUUCGUCUACACCCAAACCACCGACCGUCUCUGGCGCAAGAACCGCCAGCCCCGUCCCAGCAUCAACACCACGUGCCUCGGCACAGACGGUAACCGCAACUGGAAGUUCGAAUGGGAUGCCGAGCCCCCAGAGGGCGGCUCAACUCCCGACCCCUGCGGACAGACCUAUCGCGGUCUCGCACCGGGCGACACGCCCGAGAACGCUGCACUCGAUGCGCUUUCCGCACGCCUCGCGAAGCAGGGCGAGGGCAUCCGUUCCUUCAUCGAUUUCCACUCGUACUCGCAGCUCAUCCUGACGCCUUGGGGAUACUCAUGCGACCCGCUCCCUGAGACCAUCGACCGCAUGGUGUAUGUUGCGAAUGGUACGGCGCGCGCCAUCGAGGCCGCGAGUGAAAGGAAUAGCACCUAUCAGGCUGGUCCUGGGUGUCAAAUUUUGUACUUCUCGACUGGAAACUCCAGGGACCAUCAUCAUGCUGUGCAUGGGGCGGAUCAUUCUUGGACCUUGGAGUUGAGCCCUGCGGAUCAGGCGGGGGGCGGGUUUGUGCUGAGUCCGGAUCAGAUUUGGCCGGUUGUUAAAGAGCAGUGGGCUGGGCAAUUGUGGACGCUAAGGGAGGUGUGGGAUGGCGAGACAUAG